AUGUCAAACCUCGUGGGGCCCCCUGUCCAGUCGGCGCCUACACAUUCGCCGCUCUUCACCUUGCCACAAGAGCUCUUUGAGAUCACCCUCUCGUACUGCGCAAAAGAGGAUGUGAAUCGGCUUCGACUGGUCUGCCAGGAGCUCGGAAACGUCGUUGCUCCCGCUUUCAAGCGCAACUUCGCCUCCGAUCGCAAAUUCAUCUUCUCCGAACUGAGUAUGGCAGCUCUGGUCGGUCUCACUGCUCAUCCGACUCUCGCCCCUCUCCUGAAGAGCAUCAAAUUCGGUACUCAUCGUCUUGAGAAAAAGGACCCGCCCUCCGAAUCAGACGUUCCGCUUGAAGACGUGGAGGCUGCAAUCUUGAUCGACCACAACGCUCGCACGGAGACACAGGCCCAAUUCGUUCGGAGUGGCUGCCACGUCGCAGGAAUAAUUGAGGCUAUGAUGAAUUUGCAGUCUCAGAGCAAUACUGAUGUUACUUUCGGCGUGUAUCACGACAUCAACAGCUAUCUAUUCUAUCAUGACUUGGACUAUGUCGAUUGCCGCAAGUUGGAACAUGCUGGCUAUGGAGCCAUGGUGAGUUAUGGCGACUGCGUACCUACAGAAAACGACACCUUCAGUACCUUGGAUUCACUACGCAACGCGGUCAGAGUCAGUAAAUUCCCCUUGAAACGACUGCAACUUGACCUUAUCGCAUUCGACGGUCAGGUAAUCGACCAAGAAGAAGUGUUUUGGGACGAGGCCGAAGCCGAAGUCUGCAUUCGCAUGGAAGGCCCAGGCAACAAGGAAGCGACAGCAGGAGUUAUCAAAGUUUCGCCAGACAAGUCUCAUCUUACGCUGAUCCGCCAAGACAUGGAUCACGAGUGGUUCGAUUGCGAGUACACCGGCUUGGAGGAUCAAUACUACGACCGAUUCCGCUUCUGGCUGAGAGAGACGCCCUUUCGCAGUCUUGAUCUGAUUGACGUUCGAGGGCCUUACGAUGUGUUCACGUCACUCUUUGAGACAGCUGAGCUCACUGACCUCCGCAUGUCUAAUGUUGAGUUUACGGCUCUGGACGCAUCUCGCCAUGGAAUUGCCACAGCCGCAGACUUUGGCCGCAGUCUGAAGAAGAUAUCCACCCUUGAACAUCUGACCUUAGAGAGACUGGAGGAUGUUUGGUUGCAGGGCGGCUUCGUUCAGGAAAGCAAGUGCGCUGAGACCACGAACCAGGAUAUCAUCAUCGGAGGCGCGCGCAAUCUGGAGAACGAGGCGCAGUACUACAGCUCUGCACCAGCGCGACGACAAUGGAGGGUGAAACAGACGUUGCGGAAGGAGCAGAUGUUCUUCUUUAUGCUCUGA
Messenger RNA from Aureobasidium pullulans EXF-150, 1335 nucleotides. RefSeq lists its product as uncharacterized. The transcript has 2 exons. Bases 1 to 1335 code for a protein of 444 amino acids. Lineage: Eukaryota; Fungi; Ascomycota; Dothideomycetes; Dothideales; Saccotheciaceae. The record is from RefSeq and is a predicted model, not a curated record. Gene Ontology annotation, molecular function: protein binding.